Purpureocillium takamizusanense is the source of this 595-nucleotide messenger RNA. RefSeq lists its product as uncharacterized. The record is from RefSeq and is a predicted model, not a curated record. The transcript has 3 exons. NCBI's taxonomy places the organism in Eukaryota, Fungi, Ascomycota, Sordariomycetes, Hypocreales, Ophiocordycipitaceae. Bases 234 to 569 code for a protein of 111 amino acids.
CGCCGCACCCGGCGUUUCUGUCGCCACCCGCCGCCGGCUCUUCGAUUGACGGCCCCGGACGCUAAUACACCAUCUUCAAAGGCCCUGUAACGGCAGCGGCAGCGGCAGCGGCAGGAAGCACAGCAGGCUCUCUCUUCCUUUUCCUCCUUCCCGCCCUCCACUCUCUGACUCCUCGGUCCGUUCACUGUCAGCCGCGCCGCCGCCCUGCGGCCGACACGUUCGCGGCGACCGCCAUGUGUUAUUUCGACCAGACGCGCUGGAGCUGCGGGUACUGGCGAUGGGGCCACUUCCGUCAGCAGUGCAACAAGGAGUACCGGAUGGGCGAAACGUGUGGGCUCAAGCUCGUCUACGAGACAAGAGUCGAGUCGGACGUGUGUAAGCUCUGUCACGACACCGAGAAGAAGCAGAGGCGGUACGACAAGAUGUCUCGGGACGUACAGCGCUGGCAGCGCGAAGGCAACCGCAAUGCCACCAUCGAGCGCACAUGUGGUGAGAUGCAAGACGUGCUGGGCCAGAUCUAUCGUAUGCGCGAGGAGCACGACCACAGGCUACAAUCGCUUGGACAGUGAGAAGACCGGGGGCCGGCGGGAGAGGC